Molecule: messenger RNA, 2107 nt
Organism: Felis catus (domestic cat)
Lineage: Eukaryota; Metazoa; Chordata; Mammalia; Carnivora; Felidae
Gene: ZC4H2
Product: zinc finger C4H2-type containing
Exons: 5
Coding region: 114-788 (224 amino acids)
Biological process (GO): positive regulation of neuron differentiation
Cellular component (GO): nucleus
Source: RefSeq, a predicted model, not a curated record
UACCGCACAGGCUCAGAUCCCCUGCCCGGAGGAGGUGGUUACGUUGUGUCUAUUGUAUCGCUGGACUUGUGUGUUUGUACAUUUCUCAGGACGAGAAAUUGAGAGUGAAAAGCAUGGCAGAUGAACAAGAAAUCAUGUGCAAAUUGGAAAGCAUUAAAGAGAUCAGGAACAAGACACUGCAGAUGGAGAAGAUCAAGGCACGUUUGAAGGCUGAGUUUGAGGCCCUUGAAUCAGAGGAGAGGCACCUGAAAGAAUACAAGCAAGAGAUGGACCUGUUGCUACAGGAGAAGAUGGCCCAUGUGGAGGAACUCCGACUGAUCCAUGCUGAUAUCAAUGUGAUGGAAAACACCAUCAAACAGUCUGAGAAUGACCUAAACAAGCUGCUAGAGUCUACACGGCGGCUGCAUGAUGAGUAUAAGCCACUGAAGGAACAUGUGGAUGCCCUGCGCAUGACUCUAGGCCUGCAGAGGCUCCCUGACCUAUGUGAAGAGGAGGAGAAGCUGUCCUUGGAUUACUUUGAGAAGCAGAAAGCAGAGUGGCAGACGGAGCCUCAGGAGCCCCCCAUCCCUGAGUCCCUGGCCGCUGCAGCCGCUGCUGCCCAACAACUCCAGGUGGCUAGAAAGCAGGACACUCGGCAGACAGCCACCUUCAGGCAACAGCCUCCACCUAUGAAAGCCUGCUUGUCAUGUCAUCAGCAAAUUCAUCGGAAUGCACCUAUAUGUCCUCUGUGCAAAGCCAAGAGUCGGUCCCGGAACCCCAAAAAGCCAAAACGGAAGCAGGAUGAAUGAAGAGAUGGAGAAUACAUAGAGCUCUGCUGCUCAUAACCCUUCCCCUUGGCCAGAGUGAUUAAUGUCCUGAUUUGAGACCACCCUCCCCUACCUCUGGCAAGUUUCCUAUUUAAUGUGAUGGAAGCACAACCCCUCUCACUUUGCUCUUAUUUCUUUUUUCUCUUGGAGUUUCUGAUUUAAGAAGGUGCUAAUGACAGUGUGUCUGAUGAUCCCUUCUCUCCCAUCCACAUUUCAACCCUUGCCCUUGUUUGAAGUUGAGGGAAGGACAGAAAGCCCAGAUGUGAUUCUCUGCCUCUUAUGUCUGAGGCCUGGGGCCUAAGGGCUGAGGGUUGGAGGAGGCCCUUACUUCAGGUAAAGGCUCCAGUGUGACCUCUCCUUGUACUUUUGCCUUAGGCUCUGAAGGGACAAUAGUCUUCUUGCAGGACUUUCCAGUAGCCUUGGUGUAUAUUUCUCCCCCACUGCCACACUCAUCUCAUCUCAUCUAAUCAAAGUCCAGAAGUAACUUGGACAAGGCCUCCUUUUGGAGUUCACUCUCACCCUAGUCUCCCAGAUAUACUAAAGUUCUCAGGUACCAGGCUGUGUGUCUAGAGAUUCUGAGACUUACGGGUUUUUCUCCCAUAACCUUAGCUUUUCAAAUCAAUGGCAGAAGUUCCCCACGGUGAAAUUAGGGAGCCACACCCACUCCACAAGUCCUUUAUAACUUGCUGCCUAAAUCAUUGGGCUCUAAUGUAGGAGCUGCCUUAUGUUGAGAGGGACCCUAUGCUGACAUCUGUGUUGCCAAAUGUUCAAAAACAUUUUGAACAAAACCAUUUUUGUUCAGAACUAUUAUUCUGGCACUUACAUAGUGAUAUAUAUGAUAAUCAAGUGAGUGAUAACCAUUUUACAUAGGCAAGAGGGUGGGACUUCCCUUCUAUCCAUCCAUCCCUCUCUUGGGUCUUCCCUCUUCUGUAAGGAGGCCUCAGCUCAGGUCAGCUGCUGGCCACCCCCUUUCCUAUAGAUUCUCCAGGUGGCCUUCCCUUAUAGAAGAAAAGGCACUAGGCUCCUCAGGCCCUGUAUCUCUCCUCUCUACCAAAAUCAGAUGUCUAGUCAAGUUACUCUUAUACUUAAAGACAGAGAUGGGAGUUGGCUGAGUGAGAAAGUUUUAACUCCAAUCUCAGUCCCUGGCUGGGGAAAGGGGGAUAUUUUCUUCCUUCUUUAACUGUAGUUUCAAGUUGCUGGUGUUCAUGUGUUCAUAAUAUAAAAAGUUCCUCUGCUCUUUGAAAGUAGAGUGUUAUGUCUGUACGAAUUCUUUUAAAUAAACAUUUGUUCAUUGGAGUGAA